GGACGGAGGAGGGAGGACGGAGGAGGGAGGGGGAUGUUCAGCGAUAAUAAACUGCUGACUGCUGACUGCUUUUCUCCCAUUCGGUCAUUUGUAUUGCUAUGCUAUGUACGAGUAUACGUAGGUACAAAGGCAGAUACUCGCAUUCCAUUUCACCUACCUAUAAUUAAAAGACUCCUUCAAGGACAGCACAAUUCAGCCAUUCUCAACCAAAUACCUAGGUAGAUGACAUUGGAAGAUAUUCCUAGAUCAACCUAUAUUCCCCCAUGAACUGGCCAAUAAUCUAUGGCAGCCUUAUACGGAGUAUAAAUAUCUUGAAGGAUUUGCUGUAUCCUGAUCUUGGUAUUGUGGCGUAUACAGGGAACAGAAAAACAUCUGGAUCCUGCAAACACCCGAUUCCAAGACCUCUUUCGGGCCCUUUGCGCUGGGACAUUCAGAGCAUGAUCAGGUGCAAGCCGUACCGAUUAAGCCUCAAAAGGCGACAUGAAAGGUUAUGAUUGAGUUGACAAUCUAUCAAUCAAUCAAUACUGCCAGAAACUUCAUCGCAAUCGCUUCAAGGAAUUGUGCGCAAAGGACGAGUGUGUGAAGGACUGAUGGGAGAUGAGUCGGUGAGGAAUCGAAGUGUACCGCCUUGCGAAACUAAAAAUGAUUUUCCUCAGCAGGACUAAAUAUUCAACCAACAUUCCUUAAGCCCUGAUAGCCCUGAUUGAUCUCAGGUUCCUCCUCAACCAACUGUUCUCCUUCAGCCAGUACCAGUCGCGAUGUUUAUCCACCAUAGCAGCAGAUAAUCUAACAAGAGAAUGCAAAGUAUCGCUCUUUGUAAGAUCUUACUUCAAAGCCAUGCUUUCAUCGCUAUGUCAUGAUCGCGACCGGCUGCUGAACUCACGGCGAUGGGCAUAUGGGCAUACAUGUAUUUUUAGUACCGGUACCGUACUCAUGGGAAGCAUGAUAUGCGAACGCGAAUCAUAAGAUAAGAACGGAUACCAACCUUCAUAAGGCUGGCUUUGCAUAUACAUAGCAUAUUCCUAAGCGCCGCGUCUCAGUGGUCUGAAGACUAGAACUGGUGGAAACAAGUGCCACCAUCGUCACUUCGUACCUAAUCAUAUGUACAUACCCUCACCAAGUCCAUUCCUGUCGCAAGCCAUGGCAGCCGUUCGUAAAUGGGGCUUAGAUAUCACCAAGUUCUCCGUGACUGUGCUUAGAUACAGUUUAGGUACUGUACUUCGAGUGAUAGUAGGUAUGCACAUAGUUUCGUCGAAUAUGGAUAGGUUUCACUGCUUAAUGAGCAAGCAGGUGAUAUUUCAAUACAUGACGUCGAAUUAGGAGAUAGGUGAACUUUUCUGCUACCAAUCACGAGGAUAUAUUAUUUUACUAUUAUUGCAUCCCAUUUGAGCUCACUUAGGUACAAACACCACCUUUUAAUAUUUCAUACUUUCCAAAGUUGCAUGAGGCACGAUCCCGCACGUCGAACCAAGGUGGCUCCUCCCAUAUCUACUCCUUCGAUCAAUAUAUAACGUUUCGGCUUUCUUCCCCGGACUCUUCUUUCCUUCGCUUUCUCUUCCUUAACUACCUAUCUUUAUUCCAUACACCUAUCGCAGCAUGGUUGCCAAUUAAUUAUCAUCUCGUGGCAUAAUGCACUUUCACAACCUACAAUAUCCUUCGUUAUACCUAGAAACACAUUUAACACACUCAACCCGAAUAACAUUACAUCGUUACGGAAGGAGUCGUCACUUUCGUUAUAAAUGAGAAUGGACUCUUAUGGUCCAUCGAUACUGGCAACAACAAUCCUCUUCCUCGUUCUCGGUGUUGUUGUUGUCUCGCUCCGUUACUACACUCGAGUUGUCAUUCGAAAUACCAUCGGUCAUGAUGACUUUCUCAUUCUCUUCGCUUUGGUAAGGUAGACAUCUAGAUCAAGUAUCUGCUAUUCUGACUUGGGCUUUCAGGGCCUCUAUGUGGUGAUGGCGUCACUACUGUUCGUUGGCGUUCAACGGGGCAUUGGUCAGCAUAAGAAAGGGCUGGAUACAGAUGACAUCGUUGAAAGCUCCAAGGUUGCGACACUACCUUCCUGGUUAUACAUCAAAUUAACGACUAACAGUACGUCUGGCUCACGGUCUUAAUUUACAUAAAUGCAGUCACCGCGGUUAAAGCUUCCUACGCCACUUGUCUCCUCCGUCUGACUGAGGUUAGCCCUUGCGCGUAUGCUCUUUGGGCUGGGCUUGCUAUCAAUGUCAUUCUUUGCUUCAUAGCAAGCUUCUACUUAAUCUUCAAUUGCCGACCAAUCUCAUAUGCUUGGACCCAGGGCGAUUCGACUGUCGACGGAUAUUGUAACUAUGACUCAGCAGAUGCUCUAGGAUAUGCAUGGGCAGGACUUUCUCUCGCACUAUACCUCCUCUUUACCCUCGUUCCAGUUGCAUUAGUUUGGGAUAUGCAAAUGCAUAUAAAAACCAAGACAUUUGUCGUAACUGUCCUGGGAUUAGGGUUAUUGUGAGUAAUACAUAGCUAUCAUCUGGGUUGUGCUUUUGCUGACCUUGCGCCAGUGCUGGUGUUGCAUGCGCUGUACGCAUUGGAGUGUUUGCGGUGGAUUUAGAUUAUACCGAUCCCCUCUGUUCGACAAUUCGUCCCAUUAUCUUACUUGAGAUGACUAAUAAAUAUUUAUAGAUUCAAUAUCACCGAUGCUCAUUUGGUCUGUGGUGGAAGCCGGCUUAGGAAUCGUUGCUAGCUGCAUUGCAACAUUAAGACCUCUACUUCGACACUACAACAUUCAAGGCUUAGAAGAGAUUGAGCUCGAAGGAGAGGUUGGACACGGUGAACCUGGACAGGACGACGGUCGUCGAGCGUACAAGAUGUCAACGGUAUCCCAGAUCCUCAACAAGUUUACUGGCCACGGUGCACAUACGGUUACAGUGGUCCAUCAAGGAAGUGUGGCUACUAUCCCUGGGCAAGGUCAAAUCAAGGAAAGAAAGACAUAUAACAUUUCUACUCUUCAGAGAAGUGCAGCGGACAUGCAACAUGAUCGAGAAAUGCAAGGAACUGCUGGCAAAGUUCCGGAACCAGAUGAUGUAAAUACUGGCGGUUGGUAACGAUCAGAAAAGACUCCGAAUGAUUGUGAGAGCAUGGUGAAUUGGUUCUCAAGAGGAGAAGGAGUUGGUCAGGAAUACCUUUUACCUUCAGGUUACGGAACUGUUUUGAUACAUGCGAAUAAACUCUCGAGCCUCUGCAUUCAUUGGAAAUCCGUUAACAUUUUUAUGGAAAAAAAACUGCUACUUUAAGCAUUAUAUACAUUCUUGCUGAAAUCCUGCCUUGUGAAUUUAUAGGUAAUUUUGACUGAUUCUAGGGUAAUAUUCGGCAUUAUCGAUCCGACAUUCCAACAAACCUUAACAGGGAAAUAAGGUUAUCGCGUAGCCCUUAGCCAGGGACAGAAAAGGAGAAUAUCUUGCCGCCAUUCCCUUGGCCAGCCGGAAAUCCCAUACGGGCUAGAAACUCAGUGGACUCGGGUGGAUUCCCAAGAUUAUCUCAAAUUAGAUUUAUACAAAUAAAGAGGUUGGGAUAUAGGGGGUUACGUUUGUGGGGCAGAUAGGUUUUACCACCAAUGGGAUUUUGUGAUGUUGGGUUUGAACAAUAUACGAAAGGUAUCCGAUAACGUUUGGAUAUGUCAGGUAAGCUGGCGAUGGAACCUCUGCUAAUGGUAAU
Messenger RNA from Sclerotinia trifoliorum, 3687 nucleotides. The record is from the annotation of a GenBank genome assembly. NCBI's taxonomy places the organism in Eukaryota, Fungi, Ascomycota, Leotiomycetes, Helotiales, Sclerotiniaceae.